Peronospora belbahrii is the source of this 2478-nucleotide messenger RNA. The record is from the annotation of a GenBank genome assembly. NCBI's taxonomy places the organism in Eukaryota, Oomycota, Peronosporomycetes, Peronosporales, Peronosporaceae.
AUGCACAGUACUUUUGCUUUUGGCCUUGCCAAGAAUGGAGUCAAUGGACUACCUAAUGUCCGACGUGCAGCUACAGUGUCUCAUAUUAGUGGAAGAUUAUCAACACCUACUUCUCCAGUAAUUACUGAGUGUAGUAAUAGUGGUGGUGGAUCGAGUAGCUAUGAAGAAGACAUUGUCACUGCAUUACCCGGAUCUUUUACUAUGAUACCACAUGUGGCUACAGUGCCCAUUGCGUUCGUAGAGCAGAGGAUUGAAGAUGAUCCUGAUGCUGAUGCUGCUAGUGUUACCAUGGCAGUGUGUGAGAUGGGAGAUGACUUGCAAGUACGAAAACGAGGCACGUCAGUGGACAAGACAAAUCCAUUUAUUGGAUAUUUUCAAACAGGAAUCGAAGAGGUUGAUGCCGAGGUGUUAGAAGUAAAGACAAUGGAUACUUCCAUGCUGGCAACACCUCCAGUGCCCAUACGUCGUAUGCCGUGCCGUACACAGAGUAGUGCAGCUCUUUCAUCCAUGUCGUCCUUCUGCCGGUCGGCAUUUCUUACACCUCAAAAGAAAAUGACGGAAUGGCUUGGCUCUCAAGGUAGCCGUUUUCCACCACUUUUUAAGCAGCAAGAUGUGAAGCAGCAUGAAGAGAUGAAACACAAUGUGUUGUUACAAUCGUUGAAGCUGGAGACACCAGCGUUGACAGCACGAGUGAGGAAAGAUGAGCGACACGAGAAAAAGCAGCAAAAGAAGACGUUCAAGCGAACGGAGUCGCUACCUGCUGCCAUGUCUGCAACUCUAGCGGCAACAACGUUAUCGACUAUCGUGACUUCAUCGUCGGAGAUGAAAAUCAGCUCCAUUGGAUUACGGAAUGAGAAUUCAUGUACCCCAAAUUCGCGCUUCGAGCAAGAUUUUGAAAUCAUAGGCUCUUUAGGUGAAGGAGGCCAAGGCUUGGUCUACAAGGUGCGUAGUAAGGUAGAUGGCUGCUACUACGCUGUCAAGAAAGUAGUGCUCCCCCGUGCAAGUAAGCUAGAUGAUAGGUGUGUGGAAAACCAAGCUCUGCGUGAAGUUCGUUCAAUGGCUUCCAUGGCUCCACAUCCCAAUGUGGUUCGCUACCAUACAGCUUGGACAGAAAUGGAUGCAUAUGUUCCUCACACGAGUUCGUCGACGGAAAGUGUCCGUGGAUCAGAUGUUUUGUCGCGUCUUGAGAGUAGCUAUGGUAUGCAUGAUUUUCAACGUCAGCAACUAGCAUUGCUGGACGAGGAGGCCGAGUUGCAUUGGAGUAAUAUGAAGUCUGCUGAUCAAUCAUUUUUUUUUCUUGAAUCUUCGGUGGACUCACUGUUUGACGAGUAUUCCAUUCCUGGCUUCACUUUUGAGUAUGAGGACGAAGAUAACGACUCAGUAGGUUGGUGCGUUGACAACGAGACAUUUGUUGGACAACCAGGUGUGCUGGAAAACAAAGUAAUAAGAGCUACCGGGCGUACUGCCGAGUCGGCGGCCAUAAAGGCCCAGGUUGUCUUGUACAUACAGAUGGAGCUGUGUGGCACAGCGAUGCAUAUUGCUUCAUCGUCCUUGGCUGCAGCUGACAACCACGAACCAGUCCAUUGUAUAUUAGACAAAUUCAAGACGCCGCAACAGGAACGACAGUACUUUGGCGAAGAAACACACUCAAAUUUAGGGGCAUGGUUUCGUUCAUCACUUCAGGAGCGGUUAUUGUGGUCCAACACAUCCGAUAUACAUCAGGAGGGUCUUAAGCUCUUUUUUGGCGCGGUGCAGGGCGUUGCUCACAUGCAUUCGCACGGCGUGAUCCACCGCGACCUGAAGCCGGACAACAUCUUCAUUCACGGUGAUGUAGCAAAGAUUGGCGAUUUUGGUUUGUCCAAGUCCAUUUUUGCAGACAACUCGAUUGGAGAUGGAGUUGUAUCCCCACGCGAACGCUUGGAGGAGCUAGGGCUUAGCGAUGGUGACCACACAACGGCCCUCGGCACUUUCACAUAUGCGUCUCCCGAGCAGCUGGGGUAUCGCUUUGGCAGUAGUAGUGCAUUGAAAAAUGCCGCGACUCGUCUCAAAAGUGCCAAGUACUCGAUCAAGUCGGACAUCUUUGCGUUGGGUGUAAUUUUGCUGGAGCUGUGCUGCCCAUUUAGUACGAUGAUGGAACGUUCGCAGGUUUUAACUGGUGUGCGCCACGGUGUUGUACCUCAAAAGGCUCGGCAGCACUUUCCUAUGGAGAUGGAUUUAGUGUUGCGCAUGACCUCGAUCGACCCGAGUGAGAGACCCACGAGCGAAGAAGUUUGCGAGCAACUACGCAAAAUCAUUGCAGCAUCAAGCACCGCGAUUACGCCCGCAUCAGUUUUGGAAGACUUGCGUGAGCUACAGAUAAAACUCGCUGCUGCUGUUCGCCUGGUGCGUGAUCGCCCUCAGCAAGCUACUCUUCAACUCGAGGCUUUGGUCUCUGAGCUGAACGACAAGGUCAAGAACGUAAGCAUUGCGUUUGUCUAG